AUGGACUACAAAAUACCCGAUCUCCGUUUCGAGGAGACUUUUGUGGCCUCUCUCAACGCCUACGCCCACCCCGAACAAGCAGCAGCCCAAGCAAAGUCCCAGACGUCUUUUUAUAGUCGUCAGAAACGCCGCCAUAAGCAUGAAUUGACAGAUGAAGAACUCGAUUUGCAACCAAAACCUCUUCCCAUUCCCACAAGUGUGGUACUUUACGCCAUAAUCAAAGACCAAAUCGUGCUGCCGCUUCUCCUGGGCUUCCUCUGGACAGGAAUCCUUAUGGUCUGUGGACCCAUUCUUUGGCAAAUCACCAACCACGGCCAACGGUGCGGAAUAUGGCUCGCGAACAUUUUGCACCUAAAUGGCGGCCCACCAUCAUUUUUGAAACCAAAGUUCACGACGGUAUAA
Meyerozyma guilliermondii ATCC 6260 is the source of this 402-nucleotide messenger RNA. RefSeq lists its product as uncharacterized. Gene Ontology annotation, molecular function: mitochondrion autophagosome adaptor activity. Lineage: Eukaryota; Fungi; Ascomycota; Pichiomycetes; Serinales; Debaryomycetaceae. The record is from RefSeq and is a predicted model, not a curated record. Bases 1 to 402 code for a protein of 133 amino acids. The transcript has a single exon. Gene Ontology annotation, biological process: mitophagy.